This is a messenger RNA of Gadus macrocephalus (Pacific cod), 1692 nucleotides long. RefSeq names its product T-cell leukemia homeobox protein 3-like. Gene Ontology annotation, molecular function: RNA polymerase II cis-regulatory region sequence-specific DNA binding; DNA-binding transcription factor activity, RNA polymerase II-specific. Gene Ontology annotation, cellular component: nucleus. Gene Ontology annotation, biological process: animal organ development; regulation of transcription by RNA polymerase II. NCBI's taxonomy places the organism in Eukaryota, Metazoa, Chordata, Actinopteri, Gadiformes, Gadidae. The record is from RefSeq and is a predicted model, not a curated record.
UUCCGGUUCCGCGUCGCGUGCGUAGGCCGAAGUGCUCUGCUGCAGUUUCAGUUUGUCUUAUUUAUUGUUAUCAUCUCCACGAAGAGCGCGCGGUGUCGGGGUGACGCGGCUUGGCGCGAGGAGCAGCAUGGAGCACACGGGCAUAAUCGAGGAGGGGGGCCAGUCGCUCCACCAGCCGCACGAGCCCAUCAGCUUCGGGAUCGACCAGAUCCUGAACAGCUCGGACCAGGCAGGGGGCUGCAUGCUGCCCCACCGGGACCAGCGGGGGGAGCCCCCCCCGGAGUACGCCCUUCCCGCCGCCAACCUGUACGCGAGCGGCUACAACAGCGUUUACAACAACCCCGCGUGCUCCAUGGCGGCGGGGCUAGCGGCGUCCUACAACGUCAACAUGAACAUGAACGUCAGUAUGAACAUGAACGUGAACGUGAACCCGGGGGGCGGAGAGCGCAGCGGCGGGGUGAUCCGCGUGCCGGCCCACAGACCCAUGCCGCCCGCGCCACAUCCGCCCCCGCCGACACACGCACCGGGAAUGGGGCCCGGGGGCAUGCCCCACCCGGGGAUGCCCGGUUUAACCGGCAUGCCCGGGAACGCGAGUUUCACCUUCCCUUGGAUGGAGAGCAGCCGGCGCUUCGCCAAAGACAGACUGACAGGGGAGCAGGCAGGGGACAGCCCCCCGGGAGAGGCCCCCGGCCGGCCCACCAUGUCCCUGCCCGGCCUCUGCCCCCUCCCCAAGGGAGACAUGGGCAGGGUCCCCUCCUGGAGCACCGUGGAGACCCUAGCUAAGUGCUACUACCCCGAGCUAGCACACCUGAGGGACCACGACCCCCUGGCCGACUACCCCUUCCCCAAGGGGGCUCGCUCAGCGCUGUCGCCGUUCUCGGUGACGCGGCGCAUCGGCCACCCGUACCAGAACCGCACGCCGCCCAAGAGGAAAAAGCCGCGGACGUCGUUCAGCCGCGUGCAGAUCUGCGAGCUGGAGAAGCGCUUCCACCGGCAGAAGUACCUGGCGUCGGCGGAGCGCGCCACGCUGGCCAAGGCCCUGAAGAUGACCGACGCCCAGGUCAAGACCUGGUUCCAGAACCGCCGCACCAAGUGGAGGAGGCAGACGGCUGAGGAGCGGGAGGCGGAGCGGCAGCAGGCCAACCGGCUGAUGCUCCAGCUGCAGCAGGAGGCCUUCCAGAAGACCCUGAGCCAGCCACUGCAACAGGACCCGCUCUGCCUGCACAACUCCUCCCUGUAUGCCCUGCAGAACCUCCAGCCCUGGGCCGAGGACAACAAGAUUUUCGCUCUCCCUUCAGCUGACGGUCUAGAGCCCCGGGGAGCCCCUGUCCUCCAAGGGCCCGGCUUCACAUGGACCCUCCAGGAUGGGCCCCUGAGGCCCCUGGAGCUGCCCGGAGCUGGCCCCGCUGCCCUCUAUCUGCCCGGCGGCGGCAAACACACAACCCCCUUUUUUGGCUUUUGACUUUGUACAACGUAGUAGAUGCAUGUUUCAAGCCUUUUAUUGUGUACAUUGGGACCGCGACCAGGAAGUCCCCUGACGAGGUGGAGGAGGAGUUUGGGGGGUACGGCAGGUGGCUCCGCCCCCCUGCUCUCGUUUCGUUAUUUAAAAGGUGUUUUAUAUUAAAUGAUACCGUGACUUUUUGAAAAGAUGACAUCACUCUUCUGCAGGCUUUUCUUUCUGUGUCAGCGUGU